GCGCUUGCUGGGGCGGGUUUGGUGGCCCGGCGCGGGGACAGGGAAGGACCCCGCUGGUGGCGCUGGCUGCGUGCACAUGUGCUGUGCCAGCGGCCAAACCCCCGCAGCGGAAUCGGGAGGAGGAGGGGAGGGCUUCUACGAGGAGCUUCUGUCUCAUGGCAUCCUGAAGCCACUGACUGCCCCUGUGGAAGGAAUGGUGGUGAGAGAAGGCUCCUGCAAUUACGUGGCRCCCCAGGGCAUCUCCUCGGUUGUCAAGUACUACUUAAAGCAGUCAGGUGCAGAUGUCUCCUACGAGCAGCACGUAACUCACAUUUCCCUCUGGGAUGGGAGGUGGGAAGUCUCCAGGAGAGAGGGGCCCCCGGAGCAGUUCGAUGUGGUUAUUCUCACCAUGCCUGUCCCACAGAUUCUCCAGCUGCAAGGGGACAUUGUCAACAUAAUUAACGAAAGCCAAAAGCAGCAGCUGGAAUGUGUGAGCUACUCAUCCCGCUAUGCCCUGGGUCUGUUCUACGAGGCUGGGACAGGGCUGGCUGUCCCCUGGGCCGCCUGCUACGUGGCCGAUAAUCCCUGCAUCCGCUUCAUCUCCAUCGAUAACCAGAAGCGCAAUAUAGAGUCUCCUGMAAUUGGGCCCUCGGUCGUGGUCCACACGACGGUGACCUUUGGGAGUGAGCAUCUGGACUCAGACCCUGCAGAGGUGCAGCAGUUAAUCCUGAGUCACCUGCAGAGGAUUGUGCCCUCCCUGCCUCAGCCCAGCAGCAUCAAGUUCCACAAAUGGAGAUACUCCCAGGUACCCCGUGGUGGGAUCAGUCAGCUGGGAGGAAGCUGCUGGGGCUGUGCUUUCCAUCCCCAGGGAGCAAGGGGAAAGGCCACGGCUGCUCAGUAUCCAGAACACAUUCCACCAUGGAGCCCUGAGCAGCAUCAGGGCUGCCCAACAAAUCCAGGUCACUUUUAGCCAGUUUUGAACAUUGUGGGCCUGGCUCAGCAGUGAGCUAUGCAGCUCUCCYGGUAGGCAAGGGUAGGAGCGGCGUGCAGGAAGGAAGUAAAUCCCACGUAAUACGGUGGGAUUUUCACUGGUAUUUAAAAAACAUGACUCAGUCCCUCCCUCUGCAUCCAAAAGUAUGUGGUAUUAUUAGCAAAAUUCCCACCCCACCACAGAAGAGCAGAAGUGCAGACRCACUAAUUGUUAUUAUUUGAUUUGGCCUGGCUCAAUUUAACAGAAUGUUAUGCGAAAAGUAUUUUAAAGUAAACUACCUGAGGGUAAUAAUAGCCAAAUGUAUGUAUUUUGCAGUAUUCUUUUAAAAUUCCGAGGAAAAUGUUAGCAAUUUCCUCAAGAAUUGGAGCGUAUCUCCAUGUUUACCCAAAGCCUCUCAAGCUAAAUUACAUCUGUGAAUUUGGACGUGGAGGUUGAUGGAAAUUACUUACUUUUAAAGCAGUCCCCUAAAUUUUUUUCCUUUUUUGAAGUUGCUGUGGAUGGCUGUUGUGGAGUCUGCUCAUGGCCCUUGAUCUGCAUCCAAUUAGCAAACCUGGCCUCGUUAGCACAGAGUUUAUUUUUCAGAGUCAAGUAUAUUGGUGGGAUUGCAAAAGCGACCUUAGCAUGGGUAUUAAUAUUUAUAUAAAACAGCUCAAAAUUGGGGUGUGUUUUGUAAGUUCCCCUUUAUCAGUUAU
This is a messenger RNA of Malurus melanocephalus (red-backed fairy wren), 1662 nucleotides long. It is a transcript of the gene RNLS, whose product is annotated as renalase, FAD dependent amine oxidase. The record is from RefSeq and is a predicted model, not a curated record. Gene Ontology annotation, molecular function: oxidoreductase activity, acting on NAD(P)H. The transcript has 5 exons. Gene Ontology annotation, cellular component: extracellular region. Lineage: Eukaryota; Metazoa; Chordata; Aves; Passeriformes; Maluridae. The coding region runs from base 77 to 949 and encodes 290 amino acids.